ACACUGAUUUAUAUAUAUAUUUUUUAUUUGUUUUUAAGCUUAUGUUCACUAUCGAACGCUCUGCAAAGUGGUAAAUUGCCUCAUACAGUAUUAAGCGUGUUGGCGGAAGUUUUGUCGAAAACCAAAACCACCACCCCUAAACCGGAAACGGAAGAUUCGAAAACCAAUCAGAUCCUCUCCCUUCUGGCCGCAAUUGCAGAAAACAGCAUCAAAAAGUCACCCUCGUCCAUCACAGACGAGAAGACUUCCAACGGGGAGAAGAGCAAGGACAGGUCACCUCUGUCACACAUCAUGUCCAUCAUCACGGGUGCCUCUUCCGAUGAUUUCAGUCCCGUCUCCCUGAUGAUCGACUUAAUGGCUAAUAACCAUUCUCCUCUCAGCUACUUGUCCAACUUGUUUCCGGUCCGUAGACGUCGUCCAACACCCCCUCAGGGAAUCGAUCAUCACGUGGUUUCCGAGACUAGUAAAGUGGAGGUGGGCCUACCACCUACGCCUUGCCCUUCUAUAGAAGAUUACGUCACUCCCACCUUCGCAAGAAACUAUCAAGGGGUGUGGAAAUAUGUCGUCCAGAUACCUAGCGAAGGAUACUUCACGCAAACAGUGCAACAAACCAAGUGUGUGAGGAACCGUUGCGAUUUCAUGGAAGGCGUCUGCCACGAAUCCCCUCGUUGGGUUAGUUUGCUAGUAGCUGAAGUAUUCUAUCCAAACACCUAUUUUCCAACUUCCACCCCAUUCACCACGUCGCAGAAUCCUUAUGAGAACGAGAUACCACCGGUGGAGGAUUUUAGUAACUUUCAACAGUAUUUGAAGAGAAGAGUGGGCGAGACGGACAGACCGACUCAACCGUAUCCUGUGUUUUUACAUCAGAAACAGACCGUUUCCAAUGUGAAAGAGACUUGCGACGGUUACGAUCAGAUAGGGUGCUACAUAAUAAGGGUUUAUUACGAUUGGUUUUUGGUUAAUGGUUCCUGUAAAUGUUGGAAACCUUCCGCUAGACAACUAUUUAAGUAUGAUUCGGGGAGAUCUUCAAAAACCGGUGAAGAAAACUGAUAAAAAUUAUAAACUAAGACCAUGAAAGGUGACCAACAUUAUAAAACUACAACACUUCACUUAAUAAUAACAAUAAUAAUAAUUUUAUUGGUUGAAUUUUAUGUAUCUUCGGUUCUGUUUCCAAUAAAUUAUAUAAAUAUUGACUUAAGUCUGAGAUGUAUUGAAUUA
Messenger RNA from Centruroides sculpturatus (bark scorpion), 1218 nucleotides. RefSeq lists its product as uncharacterized. Gene Ontology annotation, molecular function: Toll binding; growth factor activity. Gene Ontology annotation, cellular component: extracellular region. The transcript has 2 exons. NCBI's taxonomy places the organism in Eukaryota, Metazoa, Arthropoda, Arachnida, Scorpiones, Buthidae. Gene Ontology annotation, biological process: central nervous system formation; innate immune response; regulation of Toll signaling pathway. The annotation marks the transcript as partial. The record is from RefSeq and is a predicted model, not a curated record.